Molecule: messenger RNA, 3448 nt
Organism: Erythranthe guttata (spotted monkey flower)
Lineage: Eukaryota; Viridiplantae; Streptophyta; Magnoliopsida; Lamiales; Phrymaceae
Product: putative pre-mRNA-splicing factor ATP-dependent RNA helicase DEAH5
Biological process (GO): spliceosomal complex disassembly; mRNA splicing, via spliceosome
Cellular component (GO): intracellular anatomical structure; catalytic step 2 spliceosome
Molecular function (GO): ATP binding; RNA helicase activity; RNA binding
Source: RefSeq, a predicted model, not a curated record
AUGGCAGACGGUGCGUUGAAGAAAUUGGAGUACUUCUCGUUGAUGUCGAAGGUGUGUACGGAGUUGGAGACUCAUCUAGGGUUUCGUGGCGAGGCGUUGGCCCUGUUAGCGGAGUUCGUGAUCGACAUCGGGAGAAAUUGCGCGACGGCAGAAGAACUCGUCGCGAAUCUGAAAGAGAAGAACGCCGAUCUCCCCGAUUACCUCGUGGGGACUCUGUUCGCCGUGAUUCGCGCUAUUUUGCGGGCAGAGGUUUCGGAUUUGGAGAUGAAGGAUGUGGAUCGGAGCUAUUCGUUACCCUCGAAGAAGUUGAAGACGAGCGAUGACGACAACGACGAUAAGAGAUCAAACCCUUUCGGAAGGAUUAACGACGACGAUGAUGAUGUUGAUUAUGACGACGUGCCGUCGUCUAGGGCUUUACGGAGGAUGAGUUCCCCCGAGAGGUGGGAGGCGAAGCAACUGAUUGCGUCAGGCGUUAUGAGCCUGAACGAUUAUCCUACGUUUGUCGAUGACGAGGGAGAUCGUUACGCAGAAAAGGAGAUCGAGAUCGAGCUGAACGAAGACGAACCGGCCUUUUUGCAGGGUCGGAUUAGGUAUUCAAUCGACAUGUCACCCGUGAAGAUAUGCAAGAACCCCGAGGGAUCGUUGAGCCGCGCAGCCGCGCUUCAAUCGGCUCUGACGAAGGAGAGGAGGGAAGUUAGUCGACAACAGCAACGAGCGAUGUUGGAUUCGAUUCCAAAGGAUCUGAACCGUCCGUGGGAGGAUCCAAUGCCGGAACGAGGCGAGAGGCAUCUUGCGCAGGAACUGAGAGGAGUUGGUCUGUCCGCGCACGAUUUGCCGGAGUGGAAGAAGGAUGCGUACGGCAAAUCCGUAACGUUUGGACAAAAAUCGAAGCUUUCGAUUCAGGAACAGAGGAGAAGCCUGCCCAUCUACAAGCUGAAGAAUGAAUUGGUCCAGGCUGUCAUCGACAAUCAAGUCCUGGUUGUGAUUGGCGAGACGGGGUCUGGAAAGACGACACAGGUAGCGCAGUAUCUGGCCGAGGCGGGGUACACCGCCAAGGGUAAAAUAGGAAUUACUCAGCCUCGUAGGGUGGCUGCCACCUCUGUGGCCAAACGGGUCGCUGAGGAAUUUGGGUGCCGGUUGGGUGAAGAAGUUGGAUACUCCAUCCGUUUCGAGGAUUGCACUGGUCCCGAGACCGUAAUCAAGUACAUGACCGAUGGUAUGCUUCUUAGGGAGAUUCUGGCGGACGAGAAUUUGUCCAAGUACUCUGUGAUCAUGCUCGACGAAGCACACGAGAGGACGGUUGGCACGGACGUACUCUUCGGAUUGUUGAAGCAGCUCGUGGGACGGAGACCUGAAUUGAGAUUGAUCGUCACGUCCGCAACCCUCGACGCAGAAAAGUUUUCCGGGUAUUUCUUCGACUGCAAUAUCUUCACCAUUCCUGGAAGAACAUUCCCCGUGGAAAUAUUCUACACGAAGCAGCCGGAAAGUGAUUACCUCGAUGCAUCUUUGAUUACCGUGUUGGAGAUUCAUUUAUCCGAGCCCGAAGGCGAUAUACUCCUCUUCUUGACCGGUCAAGAGGAGAUAGAUUACGCAUGUCAGUGUCUUCACGAUAGGAUGAAGGGUUUAGGUAAAAACGUACCCGAGCUAAUUAUUCUGCCGGUUUACAGCGCGCUGCCUAGUGAAAUGCAGUCGAGAAUAUUUGAGCCUGCACCUCCCGGAAAAAGGAAGGUAGUGGUCGCUACGAAUAUAGCCGAAGCUUCACUGACGAUCGACGGGAUAUUCUACGUCAUCGAUCCAGGGUUUGCGAAGCAAAACGUGUACAACCCUAAAAUGGGGCUCGAUUCUUUGGUGAUAACUCCGAUAUCGCAGGCGUCCGCAAAGCAGAGAGCAGGACGAGCGGGGCGUACUGGACCGGGUAAAUGCUACCGUCUCUACACGGAGAGCGCUUUCCGCAGCGAAAUGUCUCCGACUAGCAUACCGGAGAUUCAGAGGAUUAAUCUUGGACCGACUGCUCUUACGAUGAAAGCUAUGGGGAUCCACGAUUUAUUUUCUUUCGAUUUUAUGGACCCGCCUUCGCAUGAGGCCCUCGUUUCUGCCAUGGGACAGCUGUACAGCUUAGGAGCUCUCGAUGAAGAGGGGUAUCUCACAAAGUUGGGCAGUAGAAUGUCAGAAUUCCCGAUGGACCCUCCCCUGUCCAAGAUGCUUAUCGCCAGCGUGGAUCUCGGCUGUAGUGACGAGGUUUUGACCAUCAUCGCAAUGAUUCAGACGAAGAAUAUCUUUUACCGGCCGAGGGAGAAACAAACACAAGCGGACCAGAAGAGAUCGAAAUUUUUCCAGGCCGAGGGAGACCACUUGACGCUGCUCGCCGUUUACGAGGCUUGGAGAUCGAAAAACUUCUCGAUUCCGUGGUGCUACGAGAAUUUCGUUCAAUCCCGAUCGUUGAUCAGGGCACGCGACGUGAGGAAGCAGCUUCUUUCGAUUAUGGACAGGUACAAGUUGAAAGUUUCGAGUGCCGGCAGGAAUGUUACAAAGAUUAGGAAAGCUAUAGCUGCCGGUUUCUUCUUCCAUGCAGCGAGGAAGGAUCCGCAGGAAGGUUACCGUACACUAGCGGAUAAUCAGGUGGUGUAUAUAGACCCGAGUAGUGCUCUUUUCCGGAGACAACCGGAUUGGGUUAUUUAUAAUGAGCUUGUGAUGACUACGAAGGAGUACAUGCGCGAUGUCACUGCCGUUGAUCCCAUGUGGCUUGCUGAGCUGGCGCCGAGGUUUUUUCGGGUUGCGGAUUCGAAGAGGAUUAGCAAGCGCAAGAGACAAGAGCGGAUUGAGCCGCUUUACGAUCGGUACAACGAAGCUGACUCGUGGCGGUUGAGCCGAAGGCGUGCUUAGGACUACUUGUUUGAGGAAGUUGUAGCAUUGGAGAUUCAUUAGGUCUACACAUUAUUUGUAGUUGUAUUGGAUUAUAAUAAACAAAAUUAUAUAUAUUUAUUUAUGAAAAUAUGUUUAUGAUUUGAAGAAGUGCAGAUUUGUUUGUGGAUUUAAUGUUUUUUUAAUGUAGAUAUUAAAAAGUGAUUUAUUUAAAAACAGAAGUUAUGGAUUGUGAGUUAAGUUAGUUUUAAGUGUUUAUUUCUAGCUUAAAGUUGCUUGUUUUAAUAGAAGUAAAAUCAAAAGUUCAAUUUGCAAACACUUAAAAAUAGAUUAUAAGCAAAAAUACUCAUAAUCUAUUUGUAAAAGCUUAAACUUAAAACUUAAAAGUGAUUUUUAAUUGGGCCCAUUCAGAAAAUAUGUAAAAAUUGAAGGACCGGAAAAUAACUUUGUCGUAGAUAUGAAUUAAAUAUUAAAUUAAAUAUUUCCGAUGACCAAUCUAUUUGUCUUCUUCGUUACGAACCGACCGACGGUUGGUGGUCUGAAUUUCAUCUCUUUCAUUAUUAGUAACUUAAUUGAUCUCUCUCUC